Molecule: messenger RNA, 1242 nt
Organism: Hermetia illucens (black soldier fly)
Lineage: Eukaryota; Metazoa; Arthropoda; Insecta; Diptera; Stratiomyidae
Gene: BBS5
Product: Bardet-Biedl syndrome 5 protein homolog
Exons: 5
Coding region: 91-1152 (353 amino acids)
Biological process (GO): intracellular transport; cilium assembly
Cellular component (GO): ciliary basal body; BBSome
Molecular function (GO): phosphatidylinositol-3-phosphate binding
Source: RefSeq, a predicted model, not a curated record
AUUCAAUAAAAUACUCAAAGUAUUCGUUGCAUUGAAAGAGUGCAAUAUUUUAGUUUGCAGAUUUGAAAGACAGCUUAUAUCUCCAUAACUAUGGAAUCUCCUGUUUGGGAAGACCGAGAAAUAAAGUUCGAUUUGCCAAAUGUACAAUAUAAUCUCCGUAGUGGCGAGAAAGCGCUGGAUCUUAUCGAUUAUAUCGAGGACACCAAAGGAAACCCGGAUGACUCCGGUAAAUUGCUGGUGACGAAUUUGAGGUUGAUAUGGUAUUCCUUAGUUCACAAGAAGUUCAAUUUGUCAAUCGGUUACCAAAGGAUUUUGUCAUUACAAACUAGGACUGUCUAUUCGAAGGCACGGAGAACACAUCAGGCACUGCAUGUAAUGGGAGUCGGAGUGAAUAUGCGAUUUGAAUUUUUAUUUACGGAUAUGUCUAUGAAGACGUCUAAGGUAUCUGCAUUCACAUCGGUUUUUGAUGUUUACAGAUUAUAUCAAGAUACCCUUCUCUAUCGUGAAGUAAAACUGCGAGGUGCUAUUGUUCAAUCUGGUCAGCUGGUUAUACUUCCGCAGGAGCAGGUUUACAGCAACUUUCAAGGUGUAUGGAACCUAUCUAGCGAUCAGGGCAAUCUAGGAUCAUUCAUCAUUACCAAUAUUCGAAUGGUUUGGUUUGCAGAUGUCAACGAAUCAUUCAACAUAAGUUUACCUUACAUGCACAUGUCAUACAUCAAGAUCCGUGAAUCAAAGUACGGUCCAGCAUUAGUCAUACAAACUUCAGAAACGGGGGGUGGAUACGUUUUAGGAUUUCGUAUAGACCCUCCGGAACGUUUGACUAGAGUCUAUCAGGAGCUGAAAUCGCUAUAUGCAAUCUAUAGUGAGACUCCUAAUUUUGGUAUCGUCUAUCAACCGGAUAAAAAUCCAAAGUUAGCCAAUGAAGCAAGCGAGGAGGAAUCGGUAGAGUCAAAAAUAGAACAAGAAGACCGGCAAAGGAAUGAAAAGCUAAAUCUUUAUUUGGCUGAAGGAUCAACGGCAGGUGCUAAAAUUCGGGAACCGUUUUAUUGUAAAGAGUUAGGUUUUGCAAUGGAGAAAUUGAGGGAUGGAUAUAAAUUGAGUGAUUUAUGGAAUGUGAUCCCUUUCAAAGAAGAAAGUUCAGAGGAUAAGUAAUGUAGUAAUUUAUCCUUUUUAUUGGCGUGUUUGUCUUGUCAAAGUUUUAAAUAUGUUGUUGGUGAAUAAUAAAAUUAUAAUCUCACAUUA